AUGUCCACCAAUAGUGUGCAACUCAAAUCUCACUGGGAAACUGCAGCAGGAAACACAAACCUGGGUUUUGCAGCAGCAGCUCUGCUCAGCUACAAGAGCAUGCACAAUUCAGUCAACAACUUUUUUGAUUGGAUAGAGAAUCCAGAAGACCAAAAGCUCCAGAUCAACUCAGAAGUUGUGACUGUGGCCGUCACUAACCCUCACACAUCUUAUUUGCAGAAGCCAGUAACACUCACCUUCUCUCACCUGCAGCCUAAAGAGGGGAAUUUGAUUUGUGUGUUUUGGAACUCAACUUUAGAAGGUGGAGCAUGGUCCAGCAGCGGCUGCACCGUGGUCCAGUUCAGUACCAAUCAUACAGUCUGUUCCUGCACACAUCUCAGCAGCUUUGCUGUAUUAAUGGCCCUAUAUGAGCAGGAGAAUGUGUUUGAAUUGCAACUAAUCACCUGGAUUGGACUUUCGCUAUCGCUGAUCUGCCUGCUCAUCUGCAUACUGACUUUCCGCCUUGUUCGUGCCAUUAAGAGCGCUCGCACCACCAUCCACAUGCACCUCUGCAUCAGUCUCUUCAUUGCUGACCUUAUCUUUCUUGCUGGAAUCAGCCAAACCCAAAACAAGGUGGGCUGUGCGUUCGUGGCAGCCAUGCUGCAUUUCUUCUUUCUGGCAGCUUUCUGCUGGAUGUGUCUGGAGGGCGUGCAGCUGUUCCGCAUGGUGGUGCUUGUCUUUAACACCUCGGUAAAUUCUUACUACCUGAUGGCUGCUGGUUAUGGAGUUCCUGCCCUCAUUGUCGCCAUAUCAGCUGUUGUUAAUGCUGGAGGAUAUGGCACCAAGCACCACUGCUGGCUCAACCUGGAGAAGGGCUUCAUCUGGAGUUUCUUUGGUCCCGUUUGUGUCAUAAUUGCUGUGAAUGCAUUCUUCUUUCUCAUUACUGUAUGGAAACUGGCACAGAAAUUGUCAUCCCUUAACCCUGACCUAGGCAUGCUGCGCAAAAUCAGGACAUUCACCAUCACUGCUAUUGCACAGCUGUGUGUGCUUGGAACCAUGUGGAUCUUUGGCUGUUUUCAGUUUGACGAAAGCACACUUGCCAUGUCCUACCUUUUUACUAUCUUCAAUAGCCUGCAAGGAGUGCUGGUGUUCAUCAUGCACUGUCUGCUUUCAAAACAGGUGAGAGAAGAGUAUUCACGUUUCCUGUGCAGCAUGUGUACACCACAGAAGAGGAAAUACUCUGAGUUCAGCACGAACCAGUCCAGCAAAUCUCAGGCUUCCAAGAGCAUCCAAAAUACAGGGGAGUCGCACAUCUGAAGCACCUAGACCUUCAAUGUGACUUUGUCUGCAGCCUGGCUGACCUCUCUGUGGUUUA
This is a messenger RNA of Trichomycterus rosablanca, 1354 nucleotides long. Its product is annotated as adhesion G protein-coupled receptor E5. Gene Ontology annotation, molecular function: G protein-coupled receptor activity. The record is from RefSeq and is a predicted model, not a curated record. Gene Ontology annotation, biological process: cell surface receptor signaling pathway; adenylate cyclase-activating G protein-coupled receptor signaling pathway. NCBI's taxonomy places the organism in Eukaryota, Metazoa, Chordata, Actinopteri, Siluriformes, Trichomycteridae. The transcript is spliced from 10 exons. Gene Ontology annotation, cellular component: plasma membrane. Bases 1 to 1296 code for a protein of 431 amino acids.